Messenger RNA from Oxyura jamaicensis (ruddy duck), 2232 nucleotides. It is a transcript of the gene UBE2D3, whose product is annotated as ubiquitin conjugating enzyme E2 D3. The record is from RefSeq and is a predicted model, not a curated record. Bases 265 to 711 code for a protein of 148 amino acids. Gene Ontology annotation, cellular component: nucleus. Gene Ontology annotation, biological process: protein K11-linked ubiquitination; ubiquitin-dependent protein catabolic process. The transcript is spliced from 8 exons. Lineage: Eukaryota; Metazoa; Chordata; Aves; Anseriformes; Anatidae. Gene Ontology annotation, molecular function: ubiquitin conjugating enzyme activity.
GGCUCCCUCCUCAUCCCCGUCCUCCUCGUCCCCGUCCUCCUCCCGGCGCGCAGCCCCGCUGCCCGCAGGCAGCCCCGGCUCCGGGCGCUCCAUCUCGGGCGCCCCCCUCGGCCGCUUCCGGAGGAAGGAGCGGCGCGGCUGCCCCCUCCCCCUCUCCGCCUUCCUCCUCCUCCUUCUCCUCCUCCUCCUCGCUCCGGACUCACCGCGGCGCACGGACGGGCCCGGCGGCGGCGGCGGCGGCGGCGGCGGCGGCACUCGCACACAAUGGCGCUGAAACGCAUCAACAAGGAACUUAGUGACUUAGCCCGUGAUCCUCCAGCACAGUGUUCAGCAGGUCCCGUUGGAGAUGACAUGUUUCAUUGGCAAGCCACAAUUAUGGGACCUAAUGACAGUCCAUAUCAGGGUGGUGUAUUCUUCUUGACAAUUCACUUUCCUACAGACUACCCUUUCAAACCACCUAAGGUUGCAUUUACAACAAGAAUCUAUCAUCCAAAUAUUAACAGUAAUGGCAGCAUUUGUCUCGAUAUUCUAAGAUCACAGUGGUCUCCUGCUUUAACUAUUUCUAAAGUUCUCUUAUCCAUUUGUUCACUGUUAUGUGAUCCAAAUCCAGAUGACCCUCUAGUGCCAGAGAUUGCACGUAUCUAUAAAACAGACAGAGACAAGUACAAUAGGUUAGCAAGAGAGUGGACAGAGAAAUACGCUAUGCUGUAGGGUACAACAGAAUAUCUCGGGAAUGGACUCAGAAGUAUGCCAUGUGAUGCUACCUUAAAGUCAGAAUAACCUGCAUUAUAGCUGGAAUAAACUUUAAAUUACUGUUCCUUUUUUGAUUUUCUUAUCCGGCUGCUCCCCUAUCAGACCUCAUCUUUUUUAUUUUUUUGUUUACCUCCUUCCAUUCAUGCACAUGCUCAUCUGAGAAGACUUUAGUUCUUCCAGCUUUGGACAAUAACUGCUUUUAGAAUCUGUAAAGUAGUUACACAAGAACAAUUGCCCAAGAUUCUGAAUAUUUUUUUUUUAAUGGAGCAUGUGUAUUAUGUGGCCAAUGUCUUCAUUCUAACUUGGUUAUGAGAUUAAAAAACAAACAUUCCUCACUGCUCUAACAGAUACUGAAGAUACCACCUGAAAGGGGGGAGGGGAGAUGGAUGUUCAGUUUUCUCCCAUCAAAGAAGUAACUUUGCUGUAGCAACAUCCAUCUUGUUCCAAACCUUCCAGUGUUAGAGAACUGAGGUUUUAUUAUAUAUUUUUGCUCAUAACUGAUGUGUCUGGAGAAUUGGUACUGAAUCUAUAGCAUCAGCAGAACAGAAAAUGUGAUGUAUCUUAUGCAUGUCAAUAAAGGAAUGACCAGUUCUUGUUUUACAGAGAAUGGAAAUUGGAAGUCAAACAUCCCUUGUAUUCCAAAAUAGGGUCUAAGAACAUUUUUGUAAUUCAUUUAAAUUUUGUUAGGAGGCUUGGAGCUAUUAGUUAAUCUGUCUUCCAAAACACUGUUUAAUAUAGCACUGAAUAAAUGAUGCAAGUUGUCAAUGGAUGAGUGAUCAACUAAUAGCUCUACUAGUAAUUGAUUUAUUUUCUUCAAUAAAGUUGCAUAAACCAAUGAGCUAGCUGCCUGGAUUAAUCAAUAUGGGAAACAAAAUCUUUUGUAAAAGCAAAGCUGGUUUUUGUAUAUACUGUUGGGAUUUGCCUCAUUGUUUAACAUCAAAUAAUGAUGUGAAGUUCAAUAGAGUGAAUCUUUUGCCAUUUUCAGUUAUAAUGCUCAGUCUGUUGCAGGUUGACACAUUGUUCGGCCUGAUGUAUGCAGAAUUAAUAAGCUAACCUAGUAGUGUAGCCUUAGUAGUGUGCUACACGUGGUGCUGGGAGCCCAGCGUUCAAGGAUGGACUGGGGACCCAGCAGAUCUGAAGUGGUGUAUUGUGGAGACGCUUCCUGAUGCACCUGUGUUUGCUGACUGAGAACCUUUUUCUUCACCUUGUACACUUGACAGCUGAAAGAUCUUAAUGUGGGAGUAAUGAUGAGGCAAAAAAAAAUUAUAAAAUAAAGUACUGUUUUGAUGUGGGAAUUGUCAUGAGGCUGUGUUGAAGUGACUUUACUAUGUGGGAUGUUCGUUACCGUUGAAAAGGACUUGUUCAGCCAUGCUGCCAUUUACAUUAAUGACUAUUUUAAUGCAACAGACACUUUCCUCAUGUCAGGUGACUAAACGUGAAUAAAGACUCAUUGCUAUUGGAUUUUUGUUCUACAAGAAA